Molecule: messenger RNA, 1272 nt
Organism: Egretta garzetta (little egret)
Lineage: Eukaryota; Metazoa; Chordata; Aves; Pelecaniformes; Ardeidae
Gene: CPSF7
Product: cleavage and polyadenylation specific factor 7
Exons: 6
Coding region: 424-1272 (282 amino acids)
Biological process (GO): mRNA alternative polyadenylation
Cellular component (GO): mRNA cleavage and polyadenylation specificity factor complex
Molecular function (GO): mRNA binding
Source: RefSeq, a predicted model, not a curated record
GCGUGGUUUGGGUGCUAAACCUUUGGACUCGGCUCGUGCUGCCUCGAAAAAGCUCGUGCGUGCCAGCUCCCGGUGAACUGGGACGACUGGUUUGCAGGCUGCGAAGGAGGCUUCCUAACCUCCGGGGUCGUUCAUCCGCACCCCCUGCCCCGGCGCGGCGGGGCACCCGCGGCAGACCGGCACCGUGAGAUGACUUUUGAGCAUCUCCUGUGGUGGGUGGUGUUUGGCUUCUGCUGGACGGUCAGUGCUGGGGGGUGUUGGAGGACCCCAGCGGAACGGGGAGCUCCUCCAGAGCCCCAUUUAGGCUCUUAACAGCCCGCGGGUGCCUUUCCGAGCUGCGGUUUCACCCCCGGGGUCUCCCUUCUGUGGUGGUGCUCACGGUGUCUCCCCUCGCAGGACUCUGAGUUCAGUAAUGCUGAUCAGAUGGACCUGUACGACGACGUGUUAGCAGCCAGCUCGCAGCCCCCCGAGAGCCGCACCAGCAGCUCGGAGGCGCCCCCGGAGAUCCGCCAGGAGCCGUCCCCCAAGCCCCACAACAAAUCUCCCGCCAUCCUGUACACCUACAGCGGGCUGCGCAACAAGAGAGCCGCCGUCUACGUGGGCAGCUUCUCCUGGUGGACGACGGACCAGCAGCUGAUCCAAACCAUCCGCUCAGUUGGUGUCUACGACGUAGUGGAGCUGAAAUUCGCAGAGAACCGAGCCAAUGGCCAGUCAAAAGGGUACGCAGAGGUGGUGGUUGCCUCUGAGAACUCAGUCCACAAACUCCUGGAGCUCCUGCCCGGCAAAAUCCUCAACGGGGACAAGGUGGAGGUGAGGCUGGCAACCCGGCAGAACCUGUCACAGUUCGAGGCGCAGGCUCGCAAACAAUUUGUCCAUCCCUGCGGAGGUAAGGUCCGCCUCAGCCUUGCUCCGCUCCCCCCCCUCCCCACCCAAGGCGAUUACAGCGACGCCAUCGAGACCCUCCUCACGGCCAUCGCCGUCAUCAAGCAGUCCCGCGUCGCCAACGACGAGCGGUGCCGCGUCCUCCUCUCCUCCCUCAAAGACUGUCUGCACGGCAUCGAAGCCAAGUCCUACAGCACGGGCGCCAGCAGCAGCUCCUCCAGGAAAAGACACCGAUCUCGGGAGCGCUCUCCCAGCCGAUCCCGUGAAAGCAGCCGGCGACACCGGGACCUGCUCCACAGCGAGGAUCGACACGAGGACUAUUUCCAGGAGCGGAACCGGGAGCACGAGCGGCAUCGGGACAGGGACAGAGAGAGGGACCGGCACCACUGA